Messenger RNA from Pelagomonas calceolata, 894 nucleotides. The record is from the annotation of a GenBank genome assembly. Lineage: Eukaryota; Pelagophyceae; Pelagomonadales; Pelagomonadaceae.
AUGCAGAAGCUCAUCGCCGCCCUCGCCCUCUCCGGCGCCAGCGCGUUCGUCGCGCCGAAGGCCGCGCGCGCCGGCGUCGCCGUCUCGGAGACGAAGGCGGACCUCGAGAAGCUCGCCGUCGAGCUCAACCCCAUCGUGGGCUUCUGGGACCCGCUGUCGCUCGCCGACGCCGAGUUCUGGGACACGACGAACGAGCAGACGAUCGGCUUCCUCCGGCACGCGGAGAUCAAGCACGGCCGCGUCGCGAUGGCCGGCUUCGUCAUUAACGGAGUGGAAAUCAAAUUCCAGGCGCCCCACGCCAUCGACGCGACGUUGUCCCCGUGACCGCGUCGGCUCGAUGGCGUGGAUGUGCACGAAGGUCCACGCAAUAUUUGAAACCUACCUCACCGGUUCAUUUCCACACAGGUGGGCUACUGCCUCCACGCGAACGGCUUCCAGUUCCCGCUCCACAUCCCCGGCGACUACACGACGAAGUCGCCGGCCGAGCUCUGGGACCAGGUGCCGACGAACGGCAAGCUCCAGAUCCUCGGCUUCGUCGCGUUCCUCGAGUUCUUCGGCGAGCUCGGCGGCCGCGUCGGCGCGCCGGCGCACUACAUGCGCGGCGGCCUCCCGGGCGCCUACCCGUCGUUCAAGAAGUACCUCAACGGCGUCUUCCCGCACCCCGUGCCGCUCGACCUCUACGACCCGUUCGGAAUCUUCUCGAACGCGUCGCCCGAGAAGAAGGCGCGCGGCCGCCUCAUCGAGAUCAACAACGGCCGCCUCGCGAUGAUUGGUCUUUUCGGCUUCCUUUCGGAGUCGAAGGUGCCGGGCUCCGUGCCGGCGCUCGGCUCGAUCGUGCUCCCGUACGACGGCGACUACAUGGCGCCGCUUGAGCCGCUCCACUUCCUCAACUAG